Molecule: messenger RNA, 447 nt
Organism: Mytilus trossulus (common blue mussel)
Lineage: Eukaryota; Metazoa; Mollusca; Bivalvia; Mytilida; Mytilidae
Product: fucolectin-6-like
Exons: 2
Coding region: 1-447 (148 amino acids)
Source: RefSeq, a predicted model, not a curated record
AUGGAAACAGGGGAAGUAAAUAUAGCUUUUUCCAUGACAGCUACUCAGAGUUCACAGUUUGAAUAUCCAGGCCAAUAUGGUGCAAUGUUUGCGACUGAUGGGCUUGUCCUUGAACUUCAAUAUGGAUACCAGUGUACUCAUACAAGAGGUGAACUAACUCCAUGGCUUAAGAUUGAUCUUCAAGAUACGUUUAAGAUAAAGAGAGUAGUGCUGGUUAACAGACAAGAUGGAUAUGGUGAAAGGUUGCAUGACGUUGAAGUGAGAGCUGGUCAAGACGGUGCAUCGUUUUCUGGAAUCUGUGGAACCUUUGAGGGACCCGGAUUGACAGGGCAGAUUGUGGAUAUCUUAUGUCAGGAGAAUACAAUUGGACGGUUUGUGCGUGCACAGAUCUUGAUGGGAAGGUAUCCUGAGUAUUUAUCCCUUUGUGAAAUGGAGGUUUAUACUUGA